AUGCGUGUGUGCUGGCUGGUGGGGACGGAGAAAUGCGGUCAGCGUGUGAGACUGCCACACCUGGAGGCAGUGGUACUUGGGCGCGGCCCGGAGACUGGGAUAACGGAUAAGAAAUGUUCACGGCAGCAAGUUCAGUUAAAAGCAGACUGUAACAAGGGAUAUGUCACAGUUAAGCAGAUAGGGGUCAACCCAACCAGUGUGGACUUUGUGAAUAUCGGCAAGGAUGAGGUGGUGAAAAUGAAACCAGGCCAAGUUCUGCACAUUGUGAAUAAACUUUACCCCUACACGGUGCAAUUUGCCGAGGAGUCAGGGAAAACUGCUGCAGCAGCAGAAGAGAAAAUACAAACCGGCAAGGUGCCGCAUGGGGGCUCCUGUGGGGAUGAUGAUACAGAGCUUGUGCCCAGAAAAACAAUGAAGAUGGAGGUGGGGGAUACACAAAGCAGUUCUGCAAAUCCCAAACUAAGCAAUACCAGCAUGUCUCCACUUGAAGGAACUUCAAGCAAAAAGGAACAUUUAGGACACUGGAGUCAGGGUCUAAAGAGCUCCAUGCAAGAUCCAGAAAUGCAGGUUUACAAAGAUGAAAAGACUGUAGUCAUCAAGGAUAAAUAUCCUAAAGCUCGUUACCACUGGCUUGUCUUACCAUGGGACCCUAUUUCAAGCCUGAAGUCACUCACCAGGAACCAUCUUGAACUCCUGGAACAUAUGCAUGCAGUUGGGCAAAAAAUGAUUGAACAGUGCCCUGACAAAGAGAGUCUGGAGUUCAGACUGGGUUACCACGCUGUCCCCAGUAUGAGUCAGCUACAUUUGCAUGUCAUCAGCCAGGAUUUUGAUUCUCCAGCCCUGAAAACCAAAAAGCACUGGAACUCUUUUACCACAGACUACUUCUUAAACUCUCAAGAUGCGAUAGAGAUGGUAAAAAGCAAUGGAAAGGUGAUGGUGAAAGAUCAUAUCUCUGAACUUCUCAAACUGCCCCUCAGAUGCCAUCAUUGCAAACAACAUCUGCCCACGGUCCCACAGUUAAAGGAACAUCUCAGGAAACACUGGCCUAAAUGACUUCGCAAAAUUCAUCUUUCAACCUGUCUUCAGAUUUCAGCCUAAAACAAAGAGCUCAAUGUUAGUGGAAAUGUAUGUUUGUUAAUUGGAAUGACAAAUGUAAUGUGGGGAAAAGUAACCUGCCAACAGCAGCAUACUUACUUUGUAAUACCUUAGACAA
Messenger RNA from Acanthisitta chloris (rifleman), 1213 nucleotides. It is a transcript of the gene APTX, whose product is annotated as aprataxin. The record is from RefSeq and is a predicted model, not a curated record. The coding region runs from base 1 to 1053 and encodes 350 amino acids. NCBI's taxonomy places the organism in Eukaryota, Metazoa, Chordata, Aves, Passeriformes, Acanthisittidae. Gene Ontology annotation, cellular component: nucleus. Gene Ontology annotation, molecular function: double-stranded RNA binding; mismatched DNA binding; DNA 5'-adenosine monophosphate hydrolase activity. The transcript has 7 exons. Gene Ontology annotation, biological process: double-strand break repair; single strand break repair.